Aedes aegypti (yellow fever mosquito) is the source of this 1011-nucleotide messenger RNA. RefSeq lists its product as uncharacterized. NCBI's taxonomy places the organism in Eukaryota, Metazoa, Arthropoda, Insecta, Diptera, Culicidae. The record is from RefSeq and is a predicted model, not a curated record. The transcript is spliced from 4 exons. Bases 96 to 944 code for a protein of 282 amino acids.
AGCUUAAAUGAACUGCGACUGAGAGUUCGGCUUGUUUUGAUUCCCUCAGCUGGAAGUGCGUCUCUGUUAUUUCCGUUUUUUCACUGUGUCCCAGGAUGAGUGUGGUCCAGUCGAACAUCUCGACCACGAUCCGGAGCUUCAACAUAUCGGACGACAUCCGAAUCGAGGUGAAAAAGUUCCGCACCGAUGCCGGAAUCGACGAGAUCGACAUCGAGGAGGACGAGGAUGAUAUCUCCGUCAUCCAAAAAAUAGCGAAAACCUUUUCCGACCCCAACGAAACCGAGUUUGAUCCGGAAACCCUCAAAUCGAUCAUAGCCCGGCUCGAUGGCAUCGAGAAGAAUCUGGAAAAUAUCAUCUAUAUGAACGCGCAGUCGGACAGCAUAAGUGCAGUGCAGAUGAAUGGCCUGCUGAAUCGACAAUUUAUUGCAGCUGGUCCUCAAGGUGCGCUAACCAUGGCAAGCCAAUCGCCUCCAGUGGAAGCGAUGCAGGUGCAAGACGAAAUCGUCGAGUUUGAACCAAAUCGCAUCGAAAUCGAUUCCGAUGAUAACGAUUUGAUUGGCGAGUUUAUCGAGCAGGACGAGCUGAAGUUGGUGGAGUUUCCCAUCAAUCGGGUGGACGAUCUGCGCGAACUAGAGGAAUCGAUUACGACGGAUCAGGAGUCGUUUGUUUCUUUUGUGAACUUCUUGAGCGCAACCAUUCAGAAGCACAGUCGUAAUCUGGAACCAAUCCUGAGGGAUUUUGUUACAGAAAGUUUAAUUAACGAGCUUGGAUUCAACGAUGCUGAAAUCAACAUGAUGUCGUUCUAUAUAUUCAAUCAAUUACUUUAUGAUGUUUGGAAAACGGAAUAUUCCACCAUGAACGACUACCGGAAUCAACUGAGGAAAAUUGCGUGUAAAAUACAAAACCGUAAUCGCGCUACCAGAGGAAGACAAAGAUUAAUUUAGUAUGUAAUUAAAUGUAAUAAAUAACUGAUACAGUAAUAAUGUUAUAACACUUACUGCUUAAAAUAAA